This is a messenger RNA of Fibroporia radiculosa, 333 nucleotides long. RefSeq lists its product as uncharacterized. The record is from RefSeq and is a predicted model, not a curated record. NCBI's taxonomy places the organism in Eukaryota, Fungi, Basidiomycota, Agaricomycetes, Polyporales, Fibroporiaceae. The transcript is spliced from 3 exons. The coding region runs from base 1 to 333 and encodes 110 amino acids.
AUGUCAGACAACAACAGCGGAGCAGUAAACAAACCCAACCAGUUUGGAGGAGAUAAAGGAAAGAGCAAGGAAUUCUUAGAUGAGUUAUACCUGUAUUACUCAGGGAAUCCCAAGAAAAUCCAGUCUGAUAAGGACCAAAUCAUCACUGAUACAGAAGAACCCAUCUCCAAAUCAGAUGAUACACCGCUCCAGGGACUUCCCAACUGGGCAGAGUUCAAGAAAUCCUUCAUCCAAACUUUCAGAGAUAUGGACAAGAUGAAGGACUCAUCCAAUGAAGAGGGGAUAGCCAAAGAAUAUAUUCAAGCUAUCCAUUUUGGAGAGAAGGAUUUUUAG